AGAAACAACGACAACUGCGAGGAAAAUAAAUAAGCUUUACACACCACUUCACCUUCACUGAAGAAGAAAGAGAAUAAUGCAGCUCUCCAACAUUCCUCUUUUUGGCCUUCUCCUGUUCUUAAAUCUGCCGCUGCUCAGCGCAUAUCCUGUCUACAAUGAGUUACUGACCAAUGAUGACAUAGAUGUCUUAAAGGUACUUCUCCAUCGACUUGAAGAGUCCAUUCCUGAGCGGAGCGAGGUCGAUCGGGUCGCCACAGAAAAGUUGGACAACAUGACUCUCGAAGACAUCGCAAUGGUUGCAGCAGAUGAGAGAGAGCAACAACAAACACGACUCGACAAAUCCGCAAUAAGAGAGUUCCUCUCGGCUCGUGACCUGAAAACUGUCCGAAACGACUCAACAUCGAAGAGAUCCUCAGGCUGCUUCGGGCGAAGGAUAGACCGAAUCGGCUCAAUGAGCUCUCUUGGAUGCAACAUGGUUGGCAAAGACAAUCCAAAGAGAAGAUGAAGUCUUACACAUUACCUGGAACAGCAAAGUCAUUACUUACCAAAGUGUAUUCUUAUUUAUAGUCUGUAGGCUACCUAUUUAUUUUAUAUUUAUUACAUUUAGAUUAUUGGCAAUAUAUUUAUUUGAACCGGUGUCAUUGGUGUACAAUAAAUGUUUACAAUUGCGCAUAAAA
Molecule: messenger RNA, 677 nt
Organism: Coregonus clupeaformis (lake whitefish)
Lineage: Eukaryota; Metazoa; Chordata; Actinopteri; Salmoniformes; Salmonidae
Product: brain natriuretic peptide
Exons: 3
Coding region: 77-505 (142 amino acids)
Biological process (GO): cGMP biosynthetic process; neuropeptide signaling pathway; receptor guanylyl cyclase signaling pathway
Cellular component (GO): extracellular region; cytoplasm; nucleus
Molecular function (GO): hormone receptor binding; hormone activity
Source: RefSeq, a predicted model, not a curated record